Molecule: messenger RNA, 3470 nt
Organism: Myxocyprinus asiaticus (Chinese sucker)
Lineage: Eukaryota; Metazoa; Chordata; Actinopteri; Cypriniformes; Catostomidae
Product: NF-kappa-B inhibitor beta-like
Exons: 6
Coding region: 398-1549 (383 amino acids)
Biological process (GO): cellular response to lipopolysaccharide; signal transduction
Cellular component (GO): cytosol
Molecular function (GO): protein binding
Source: RefSeq, a predicted model, not a curated record
GACGGUGAGCAAAACGCAUGCGCAGUGCGUGUGUACUCCAUGGUGUAUGGUUACAAAAGUGGCUUAGGGAAUUCCCCAGGAAAACACCUACGCAGACACACGGACUUUUCUGAAGAAACUGGGCAACAGCAAGCGGCUCACAUUGUGAGCAAUUUGUAGUUUUAUAAUGCUCCGGACAUGGAGGGAAUCUGAGGCUUGUGCUACGGCGCGUGCCGCUGUUGUUUGGGAAUUCGUCCAGAAAAAGCUCAUCUUCCCCUGAAAACAUCAACAGUGUCAGACCGAAUCCGUCUGGAUAGAAGCGAAAACGGUGCACCUCGUCGCUUAGAUAGUUGUUUGUCAGCAAAGGCAGUUUCUCUCGCUGCGGUUGACAAAAUAAAAACGGCCGAUUGAGAUAUAAAUGGAGGGGACGCAAGAUAUUCACGAUGAACCUCGUAGACAGUAUGCACGGCCUGGACCGAGCUACGACACGAUGGAGAAACGGGGGGCCUUGGACGCUGUCCCGGAGGACUGGUGCGACAGCGGGCUGGACUCCUUAAGCGGAGUCGGACUCGGUUUUGAGGGUCCCUUUACUUCUUACACCGAGGGCGAGCAGAUAUGGACACCUGGUCCGCCAGAUGAGUUCCAAAAGAAGACACCUGUAGACUGUUUGUCAAUUGGCGGCGGAGAAAGGCUUGAUUCUGCCAUCGAGGACUCGAUUAACGUUGAUGCGGUCAUGGGGAGUCUGUCCGACGGGAUCGGUACUAUGAUCCUGAGUGAGCCUGCAGGUACAGAUAGACUUAAUGUGUCAAACCCUGAGGAGGGUCGGCAGCGGAGGGAAGAGAUCUUCAACACGCUCAACUUUCUGUCAGAGGAUGGUGACACGGUUCUCCAUUUGGCGCUGAUUCAUGAGCAGUGGGGCUUUGUUCAGUACCUGCUUGAAGAAAUUGCUGGGGACAAUAGCUGGACUCCUUACCUGGACAUCCAAAAUGACCUUGGCCAGACCGCUCUACAUUUAGCAGUCAUCGUAGACCGGAGUGAGUGUGUUCGGGCGCUUUUGUGGAGUGGGGCCAGUGCAGAGCUCCAAGAGAGGGGCGGUAACACACCUUUACACCUGGCUGUAAGAGAGCUUCGCACAGAGUGUGUGAGAGAGCUGACCAGCUGCCCACGAACCCCUCCAGAGCACUUGAACAUCACCAAUUAUGCAGGUGUGAGUGCACUGCACCUGGCCGUGCUGAAGGGUAAUUGUGACAUCAUCCGAAUGCUGCUGGAGGCAGGGGCAGAUGCCAAUCAGCGGGAUCUGGGGUCAGGUCGGUCUCCAUUGCACUGGGCGGUGGAAGGUCAGAGGUCAGCAGUAGUGGAGUUACUAUUGAGUGCUGGUGCAGUGGUGAAUCAGCGCUCUUACGCAGGCCACACCCCACUCUAUUGUGCCCUCUACAGACCUAACAAAGAGGUGCAGGCCCUACUUAGUGCCAAUGGUGCCACAUACACACAGGAGGAUGAAGAGGAGUACAGAGUGAGUGAGGAGGAGGAGUUUGAUGACGUCAUCAUUAAUGGACAGCGGGUGCUGUAGCUGGAACGGACACUACUCUAGCUUUAGACGCUUUUAAUUCCAGCUGAAAGAUUGUGGUGUUUGAGUGUAUGUGGAAAAUGCUACUGUGUGUCUGUGUCUGUUUGUGCGUGUUAUUCGUUUUAAGGUACAGUAUGAUCUCCGUAUGCUGGUUUGGAUUCAGGCUGAUAUAAGUCUAUUGAGCUGUUCUGUUUUAAAAGUCUGUAGUCAUGGAGGAUCCAGGUUAUUUGAGCCUUUUAAAAGUAGAUAAAAACUACAAAAAUGGAGGCAGCUUUCCAUUUAGUAAAACAUCUCAUUGGCUCAUUUUAUGUGCAUAAUUAAGAACCUAAUCCCUAGAAUAUACCAAACUCCUUGCACGCUGCACAUGAGUGGCAUGACUGUGAUACUCUGAUUAGUGGGAAGAUUCAUUAUAGCCACAAAAUGUGUUGAUCUUCCUGAAUAAAACAGUGGCUUUUAUUCUUUAUUUUUAAAACAAAUUUAUUAGCAGGAUUAAGGUGAGGAAAUUAAGCGAAAAAGAAAGGUUUUUAAUAAACUGGUUAUUACUUAUGACUUUUGUACCUAAUAUUGGCUGUUUUUAUCAAGUGCAGUGUCACAAUUUCUAUGGUGACAACCUUUCCAACUAUCCAUUGUGUUUAUUUACAGUGGAUUUUUGUUGUUGUCUUAUAAUGGGGCUUAGGGGUGGUAGACAUGAGAUACACAAGAGGUGGAUAUGUUGGAUGGACAGUAGACCAGAGACGGUGUUUUUUUUAUGCGUACCAACGCAAAUAUAAAUAUGUACUACAAUGAAAGUGUUUACUGCACCCUCAAGAGAUACAGUCAUCUUAACAACAACACUGAAUCCCAUAAUACAACAAGCCAUUUUAUAACAAACUCACAAUUUAAAUGCAAAGAAACAGAAUCAGACCUAAAUUCUAGAUGAUGGGGUGUUCAUAUCUGAGAUUCAAUUAACAGUCAAACUAUGAUAUUGUUUGAAGUGUAAUGCAUCCAAUAAACAUUCCAAAUUACAUCAUCAAAAACAUGACAACAGAGUUUGUAUUUUUGGCACAUUACUUGAUUUAAAAUACACAACUAAUUUUUGCAAUUGAUAUAAAAGUGGUGAAUGGGGAUCUGUGUGAUGGCAUGAUGAUUGUGGACAUUUCCAGUCACCUAUUUUCUGUUUUGUUUGGGUAAGAAAGGAUAUUUUUAGCUGAGGAUGAUUGGUGCCCUCUGUUGGUGAUAUUGUAUCUGCUACUGCUGAUACUGCUUUUUUCAAAUUAGUACAGAUAUUUUAAAUUAGGGGUCCUGAUCAGCCUGUACUUGUCCUCUGUGAGUUGACCAUAUACUGUUGACAGAAUAAGUGUAAUCCUGUUUUAAAUUUAAAGAUUGAUGGUUAUUUGUCCAUUGAGAACAUGUCAUUGGAAAAGGUCAGGCUUGACCUUGUUCAGUUUAGGAAACCAGGCCAGAGUAUCAAGCGGGGAUAGACAGAAAAGAGAGAUCAUAGAGUAAGGAGAAUUCAUGUUGGAUUAAACAAGGAUAUAAAUGUCUUAAAGGUAGAGAUUUGCAGUUGAUUUUGAAAGCAUCUUGGUUUACAUUUGAAUGUAUCUUAUCCAUGUAUAAAGAAACAGGCUGCAGUGUGACAGAUCUUUCUCUCCUGUACAUAUUUCUCUUUACUUGGUGAUGAGUGAUGUGGUUUGAAAAACUCCAACCACGAAUUAGAAACCAUUCAAAUGUACAAUAAACAGACAAGUUUAAAUUAUGAGAAGAUCUGAAUCAUUUUCACAUGAUUAUUAUCACUCACAUAGUUAAACAGACCCCUCUUAAUGCUGAUGUAUUUUCUGUUUUUUCUGAACACAAAGCUUAAGAUAGCAGAAUAAAGUGUAUGUAGCUUGUUGCAGUUUUUGUAAUAUACUCUGAGCUUCGUUCAAAAGAGAACAUCCUGAAUAGA